This is a messenger RNA of Nematostella vectensis (starlet sea anemone), 2883 nucleotides long. Its product is annotated as espin. Bases 1015 to 2574 code for a protein of 519 amino acids. The record is from RefSeq and is a predicted model, not a curated record. The transcript has a single exon. NCBI's taxonomy places the organism in Eukaryota, Metazoa, Cnidaria, Anthozoa, Actiniaria, Edwardsiidae. Gene Ontology annotation, molecular function: protein binding.
GCUGAGCAGCAAGGUUUGAAGUUUGAUGCUAUUAAAAAGUUCUUAAAAUGCGAAAAAUUAUAUAGAUUAACAACGUUUUUAGCAUAGACAAGAAAAGAUUUACAAAAAACCCCGUUCCCGUUGGAGCAUGUUGAUUCCCGUUCCCGGUAUCCCUAAUCCAGUUUUCCCGGUAACCCUAAUCCCGUUUUCCCGGCCCAAAAUAAGGCGAAUCCCGGCUCCCGUUUUACCCCUUCAGGAUCCCUCUCCAUUUCCAGCUCUUUUCUGUGAGCCCGCAGUACGUGCCCCCAUGGCCAAAUCUCAUUGUAACUUAUACUUAUAAGCUUACACAGAUGCAUAUCGCUUCUUUCAAACAUUAUCAGUGGUCACAUCAAUUACCUAACUAAACUUGAAACAAGGCAGUCAGCAAAAUGUUAGAUUAAACGUUUGCUUAAUCUAAACCGGGUGAAAGACUUUCUAAUUGAUAUUACGACAUCAAAAAGAAACCUUUCGAUCAAACGAUAUGAACAUUCUCAAAUGACAUAUUUCUCUACAAAUACAUUCAUACGUUAAAAAGUAGCGCAUCUCUUGAGUUGCAUUUACAGGGAAAUAUAAACCCGGAGCUAGUUGUGUUUUGUCAUUAUCAAAGUAAGGGGUCAACGGAGUUACAAGGGACUGAUCAAAAACCAGACAGGGCCUCCUUAAAAGAUCAACAGGUUACGAGUAUCACCAUGACAACGGGCUGCUAUUCAAAAGAGGGUAAAAUAAUUUCAAAAGGCUGCAUGCAGGAUCGAUAAGACAUGAUUAUAAUAUUAGCGUACUAAGCUGGCUUCUUAUUGGUUGACGUAAUUCUUGUGUUAUAUAAAUUCCUAAUCACUCUAAUAACCUUUUAUCCAAAUGGUAAUGGGCUUUUAUUAUGUGCACCCUUGCGUACCAGCGGUUAUUAAUCACCAAAUCUCUUUGUUGCUGUAUUAUCUCUGUUUGUGUAACUAAGUCUAAAGAACUCACAUAAAAGCUGCUUUAAAGUGUGAUUUUAGAAUGUUGUCGGACGCAGUGGUACGUGGGAGAAUUUAUCAAGUAAAGUUUCUUCUGGAAUCAGGAUCCGUGAAUGUGAAUAGUACGGAUGAAGACGGCCAGACAGCGCUGACGAAGGCGAUUUUACUACAGGAUCAAAUGCAUCGCACACGAUACAAACUCGUCCGUUGUCUCUUAGACCACGGUGCGAAGGUAAACAUAGCGGACAAACACGGAAGAAAUGCAUUAAUGUACACUGCUAUUUGCGGACUUGAGGACCUCGCCGGGAAGAUUUUACAGAAAGCGAUACUUGACUUGGAUUUGAAUGCGGAGGAUAAUGACGGGAAUACUGCACUGCUGCAUGCCGCUUCGCGAGGUUACACGAGCAUAGUUAGCCUCCUUAUAAAUGCAUUGAAGAGAUUUGGACUAGAUUUGGACAAGAAGAACCAUAGCGGUAUGACACCACUUUUACAAGCGACGAAAAACGCACACGAAAAAGCUGCCUUGGUGUUGAUAAACGAAGGAGACGCGAGUUUGACCAUUAGGGAUCCGGAACACAAGAAGAACGCGCGGGAAUGGGCGAGUCAUCACUCUCUGGGUGGUUUAUUAGAGAAAAUUAAUGAGAAACAGCCGAUAGAAAAAGUUAAAGAUGAGAGAGAAGAGCCGGACAGUGUCGAUAGUCGAGGUGAUUCGGGAACAAAGAUGGAAGAUGUGAACGAAAGUAUUACAUGCCGAAGAAGUGCAAAAAGUCGGCAAGGCGAGGACACAGAUAUGGCUUCUCCUAGCAACUUUGAGCGGCCGUCUUCCCGACCAUCUUCGCGGCCGCACUCGAGACGAAAGACUGGGGUGCAAAGCCGACUAACGGUCCCUCGAAUAAGUCUAUCCCAGUGUGAAUCACCGGAAGUAGUCAUAACACCUACAACAGAUGUGAUCUCCGUUGAACCCAGCUUAGAAACACCGAAAAGAACGGAGGGAAGGGAGACUAAACAUAGCGCGGGAAACGAUUCAAAUACAGCCUCGACUCCGCGUCGACCUAUCAGCGGGGACAGCACUCGGGAGAAGCCAAUCACAGCAAAGGGUGAAAUGCUACGAUUAUUACAGCUUUAUGGAGUCCAGACUUCGGACAUCUACAGGGGCGGAUUUGAUGCCUCUACGCUGCCUCCUAGCGGAUUUUGGCCCGAUCCAUUGGCACAUUUACGAGACCCGUUUGGCAGCGCCUGUGAAGAUAUGGACCACUUUCCGGACACAUUUUCCGAACUCCAAUACUCGAGAAUGUCUUCCAAUAAUCGUCGGCGGUCAUCAGUUUUAGAUCUUCCAACAUCAUCACGGCGGAUGAGUAUUGUGGGGGGUAGGGAGGGGAGGAAAACAUCGACCAUGGGGGGUGGGAUGGGGUGUGGGCGUGGCCGCGGGAUGAUAAAUCCCACUUUAGGCAAGGGAAUCCACCCCGAUGUGGGAAGAAAGGUAUCAGUCGCCGCGGACAGGAGGACAUCAAUGAUAACAAGACCGUUGAUGGAGAGGCCGACGCUAUCAAGAAGGAAUUACAGUACAGUCGUAUCACCAAACCUUAACUUAUCACGCAGUUGACAAGUCCAAGUGGACUGUAAAAGCUGGCUGGGAGCAAGAAAGCGAAAUAGUCGGGUCGGAGUUUGUUCACAGCCGUCUUGAAACUUAUUGCAGCUUUUCUCUUGUUCUAUGAUAAAGCUUUAAGCUAAGCAUGCUUCACAUUGUUAGACAUGCUUGAAAUGCUGUACUUAGGUAAGAAAAUUUGCUAAAAACGGCAAACUUGCUGUAGCAAAUAAAUGUGAUUAGCUAUAAUUACAUGAUACGGGACAAGAGAGUAUAAGAGUAUGAUUGAGAAUGAAAUAAAAGAUGAAGAUAAAAUCAAACCACUUA